This is a messenger RNA of Cuscuta campestris, 1393 nucleotides long. Lineage: Eukaryota; Viridiplantae; Streptophyta; Magnoliopsida; Solanales; Convolvulaceae. The record is from the annotation of a GenBank genome assembly.
UAUGAUGUUUUCUCUCCCAUUUGUCUGCUGUGCUAAAACCAACAAAUUUCUCUCAGAUCAAGGAUUUGACGUUGGCCACAUGCUGUGUUGAUAGAAAUGGCAGUUUUAAUAGUUGAUACUCUGGAACUGGGUUUUCUCCCUCUGUUUAUGUCCGUUGUUAGUUGCAGGGAGAGCUGUAAUGUCAAAAUUAGAGCUGUUGGUACAGUGGAUAAUUUUAAAGGCUUGUCUCUAAAAGAUACCCUCAUCUUUAUGCCUCAAAAUUACACAAAUACUUUUUCUCUUGUUGCCAAAAUUGCUUUCAUGGGCCUCACUAUUUCUGUUUGUCAAGAAUGUUUUUCUUCAUGGUGGCCUUCAGGCUUCAGAAGAAGUUUACAACUUUACAUGGAGUAGUCUCCUCAGUUUUGAACAAAUGAAACAAUGAGGACGACAUCUCCCAGCUCAAGGCACAACUUGAUUAUAUAUUCCAAGACAAUAUUUACGGAAAUCAAAAUAUAUAUUUUUGGAAUGGAAGUAGCUUCUAAGAGUAGUAGAGUCUUGCUGUAUUUCAGAGAAAAUAUGCACUUGAUAUUCUUACAGUUUCUUGCUGACAUUGUUUUGUUGUGUUCCCAUUCUUAGCUUCAUGGAUCAUAAUUAGAAGCUCUUACCCGAACAAGAUGACACGCAAUCGGACCAAGAACCAUACAGAUGGCUUGUUUGUUGGAAGACUGAAUUACCCGACAACCAAUGGUCCAGAUAUUUCUUAUGCGUUUUAAGAGCUGUUUGGACGACAUAAUUUCCAAAGCGGUCACGGGCAAUGAUCAAGAAUGUCUUUUCACAGCCCAUAAGGCUCUCCACUACAGACUCCAAUCCAUACUCAGAAGCUUGUAUGCAUUUCUCCACAACAUGGCUUCCACUCUUCUUCAGAGCCAGGUGUAUGAAAUGCCUCUUGAGGCGAUCACAUAUUUUUCGUGUGAUUUCGUUGUUUUUAAGCAUCAGAACUUCCUGGACGACAUGGUUCCUGUCAGAACGGAAGAAGAUACAACAUAAGUUUCAUCAUUCAGCCGAAGAGUACAAAACUUGUGAGUUAAAAUUCAGAUUCGUUUCAGAAAAACAUGUACCCGUAAGGAUCGUAUGACAGGAACUCCGAUUCUUCUGCUAUAUUUUCCAGCAGUUGAAGUCUAUGGACACCACAGAUGCAACUUAGGCAUAUAUUCAAUGAUGCACACCCAUAUACUGAUGUUGCCAGCUCUCUGAAGUAACAUACUGUACUAUUGAAUAAGACCUGCAGUAAGUUGGGAAAUUAAUUUUGUAAAAUGUAGUAGUAACAUAAUGUACUGCUUUCAUGAACUAUUCAAAGGUCAAAUCAUAUCUUCUUUUUCUAUAUAUCUGACAAAAAGAAAAUAGUAAUUGCCUC